Messenger RNA from Gloeophyllum trabeum ATCC 11539, 301 nucleotides. RefSeq lists its product as uncharacterized. NCBI's taxonomy places the organism in Eukaryota, Fungi, Basidiomycota, Agaricomycetes, Gloeophyllales, Gloeophyllaceae. Bases 47 to 205 code for a protein of 52 amino acids. The transcript has 2 exons. The record is from RefSeq and is a predicted model, not a curated record.
CGAACGGAAUAAAUUUGUUGAUGUACAUAUCGUGAACGAACGUGACAUGAGACUGAACACAGUACUAGUGUUGCAUGCGGCAUAUGAGCGCGGACAAGAAGCACCGACAAUCUGGAGCGAAACAACUUUGAGCAGACCACUACCACGCAUCUACUACUCGGAUUCAGAAGCACCAUUAUCCUCGACACUCGGGGGGAGGACUUGAACGACCUUUAUUAGCUUCGUUCCCCAUCUUCCAACUGGAAACUCUUUCAUGUCCGUCCGCCAGGCCUGUCCACCAAGGUCAUUGUCCCACCACCUC